Molecule: messenger RNA, 381 nt
Organism: Trichoderma atroviride IMI 206040
Lineage: Eukaryota; Fungi; Ascomycota; Sordariomycetes; Hypocreales; Hypocreaceae
Product: mitochondrial 54S ribosomal protein bL32m
Biological process (GO): translation
Cellular component (GO): mitochondrial large ribosomal subunit
Molecular function (GO): structural constituent of ribosome
Source: RefSeq, a predicted model, not a curated record
AUGGCAGCAACCGCUUUCCUUCCUCGCCUCGCCUCUCCUUUCUCCCUCGCCGUCUCGCGCUGGGCGACAUUCUACACCACACCAUAUACCCUAAAAUUCCUUCCCUCACUAUCAAUCGCAAUCCCCGGCGUCACAAUCAACAUUCCCGGCCUGCUGGGCGACAUUUGGGAAUCGGUCCUGCGGGCAGUGCCCAAGAACAAGGUCUCUCACUCAAAAAAGAGAUCGAGGCAGAUGGCUGGAAAGGCUCUGAAAGAUGUCAACCAUCUGUGCAAGUGUCCCGGCUGCGGAGAGAUCAAGAGGACGCACAGGUUAUGCCAGCACUGUCUUGAAGAAAUGAAGAGAAUAUGGCGCCAGGAUUAUCCUUCAAGCAGUCCAUUCUAA